GCGGCUCAUGCGCUAUUGUGAACUGGUGUUAUAGAGAGAUCGAGUCUCUGAACGGACGGACCAGGCAGCAACGAAAAUACACACAGGGGAAAUAUAUCAGUCUACUAGCCUACUGGAAGCACCUGGGAGAGAGAGUGCACCACAGAGACUGCAGGUUAGGUUGAAGAAGAACAGUGAUUAAGAGGAAGAUAGAUUCUUGAAGAGGAGAGUGGAGUGAACUGGGUCUUCUCCGUUGUAAAUGUGCACGAGUCCGAGGCAUUCUGAUUGAGGAGAGAGGCGGGUCUUAUCUGCGUCUGGGGGGAGGACCUUCGUGUCAGAUAACCAAUCAUGGAGAGGACGAGGACGAGGGCGGGUGCAGCAGUCUUCCUGAUGCUGGUCUUGGGUCACCUAGGCAAUGCUCUGGAGGUCCCACUAGACCCAAAAGUUCUGGAAGAAUUGGCGCAGCCGCCAACCAUAACUCAACAGUCCCCCAAGGAUUACAUCAUCGACCCUCGGGAGAACAUCGUCAUCCACUGUGAGGCCAAAGGGAAGCCACACCCCAGCUUCUCGUGGACCAGGAACGGGACCCACUUUGACAUUGACCAGGAUCCCAAGGUGACGAUGCGACCACGGUCUGGUACCUUGGUGGUGGACAUCAGUGGGGAGAAGGCCGAGACGUACGAGGGGGUCUACCAAUGUACAGCCAGAAACAAACACGGAGCCGCAGUAUCCAACAAUAUUGUCAUCAGACAGUCCAGGUCCCCCUUGUGGUCAAAGGAGAGGAACGAGCCAAUCAGAGUUCAGGAGGGCGAGGCUCUAGUACUACAUUGCCGGCCCCCUGCUGGCCUGCCCCCUCCUAUCAUCUUCUGGAUGGACGUCAACUUCCAGAGACUGCCUCAGAGCAGUCGUGUGUUCCAGGCGUUGAACGGAGACUUGUACUUCUCCAACGUUCUGAAGGAGGACUCGAGGAAUGACUACAUCUGUUACGCCCGUUUCCCUCACACUCAGACCAUCCAGCAGAAACAACCCAUCACCCUCUUAGUGCUCAACCACGGCUCCGUGGAGGAGAGGAAACCCACGUUCCUCAUCCCUUCUGGCUCCAGCAGCUCCAAGAUGGUGCUGAGAGGACAGAUCCUGGAGUUGGAGUGCAUCACUGAGGGACUUCCCACUCCAGAGGUCUCGUGGAGUAAGCUGAGCGGGGAGUUCCCUGACAAGCGUACCUCCAUCGUCACCUUCCAGAAGAUACUGCGUAUUGUGAACGUGUCCGAUGCCGACGCUGGCGAGUACCGCUGCACUGCCCACAACCGCUUGGCCUCCAUACACCACACCAUCCGUGUCACCGUCAAAGCGGCACCGUAUUGGAUCACUACCCCCAGGAACCUGGUGCUGGCCCCUAGAGAGAAGGGUCAAUUGAUCUGUAGGGCCAGUGGUACUCCCAAACCCACCAUCAACUGGGCCAUGAAUGGCAUCCCCAUAGAGAAUUCACCUGAGGACUCCAAUAGGAAGGUGGAGGGCGACAGCAUCAUCUUCGAGGAAGUCCAAACUGGAUCCAGUGCAGUCUACCAGUGCAACGCAUCCAAUGAAUAUGGAUAUCUGCUGUCCAAUGCCUUCGUCAACGUUCUCUCUGAAACACCCAGAGUAUUGACUCCAGCUAACCAGGUCUACCAGGUGAUCCGAAACAACCACGCCUUGCUGGACUGUUCCUCCUUCGGCUCGCCCAUCCCUAAAAUCACAUGGUUUAAGGACAGCCAGUCCAGCACACUGGAAGGGGACCCCUACUUGCUGCAUGAAAACGGGACUCUGGAGAUAUAUGUGGCCCAGGCCCUCAACAGUGGGAAGUAUAUCUGUGUGGCCAGGAACACUCUGGGCAUCGCUGAGAACCAUGUCUAUCUGGAGGUCAAAGAGCCAACUCGUAUCCUGAAGCAGCCGAAAUACAAGGUGGCCCAGAGAAACAUGAAUGUGGUGUUUGAGUGUAAAGUAAAACACGAUCCCACCCUCAUCCCCAUCAUGAUCUGGCUGAAAGACAACGGAGAGCUGCCCGACGACGAGAGAUUUCUGGUGGACUCUGACAGCUUGACCAUAACAGAUGUGACAGAGAACGACGCGGGAACGUACACCUGCAUAAUGAAUACUACUCUGGACCAUGACUCUGCCAGUGCUGAGCUCACUGUCGUCGAGGCAGCUCCUACUCCAGCUGUCAUCUAUGAACAACCAGACCCUCCUACUGACCUGGAGUUGACCGACAUGAAACCCAGGAGUGUCCAGCUCACCUGGAUACCUGGAGACGAACACAAAAGCCCUAUUCACAAAUUUGUGAUCCAGUACACAGACUCUCUCCACGAUCAUGGCCACUGGCACAACCUGACGCAUGUCCCGGGCGGCAAGACCACGGCCCACCUCGAACUGUCCCCUUACGUUCACUACUCCUUCAGAGUCCUGGCCCUGAACGCUGUGGGUCUCUCCGAUCCCUCCAACCCCUCCCACAUGUACAAGACCAAUCCUGCAGCUCCAGAUGAGAACCCCAGCGGAGUUAAAGGUUUUGGAACUGAACAUGACAAUCUUAUGAUAUUGUGGAAGCCACUGUCAGGCCUCCAGGCUAACGGUCCAGGCCUGCAGUACAAGGUGAUGUGGAGACAGAAGGAUGUGGACAAGAACUGGACGUCAGUGACCGUGGCCAACGUCUCCAAGUUCAUGGUCUCUGGGACUCCCACCUUCACACCAUACGAGGUUAAGGUUCAAGCCAUUAACAACAACGGGAUUGGCCCUGAUCCAGCUGUGGUCAUUGGACACUCCGGAGAGGACUUGCCGGUGCAGGCUCCAGACAGUGUCCAGUUCCUAGUGUUGAACAGCACCCUGGCUGAGGUGCACUGGGAGCCUGUCCCACCGAAGACAGUACGGGGACACCUCAAGGGAUACAAGGUGUAUUACUGGCGUGAGAGGAGCCUCCACAAACACAACCCCCACCGUGUGGAGCAGCAGCUUCUGUCCUUCAGUGGGAACAAGAGUCAUGGCAUGCUCCCAGGCCUGCAGCCCUACAGCCUCUACCUGUUCAACGUCAGGGUUUACAAUGGCAAGGGGGAGGGCCCUGCCAGCUCCAACCUGCAGUUUGAGACCCCCGAAGGAGUUCCUGGGCCGCCAUCUUUCCUGAGGAUCACCAACUCUAACCUGAACAAUUUGACUCUGGAAUGGGGUCCUCCCAACGACCGCAACGGGCACCUCACCGGCUACAUCCUCAAAUACCAGCAAGUCAACAACUCCAACGAGCUGGGUCCGAUUGAAGAGCUGGUCCUGCCGGCCAACAAGACCUCCGUAACGCUCCCCAACCUGAAGUACAGCACACGCUACAAGUUUUAUUUCAAUGCCAAAACAGGCCAGGGAGCCGGGCCCGUCAUUACAGAGGAAGCCGUCACUAUUAUGGACGAAGUCCUAAUGUAUCAGCCUUCAGUAGACGAGGUUGGAGGAGGGUACACCCGAACUCAAACCUCACCUCCCAUAGCAGGGUCUCCUCCACGCCACCCAUUCCACAAGGUGCAUCCAGCGGCUCCGGCAUUCGGGAACGUUAGCUCCUCCGUGGGAGAGGACGGAAUGCUUAUCAGUUGGGAGUACUGGGGAGCAGAAAAACAUGUUUAUGUAGAAUAUAUCAUUAAGAACGACAACACUCUCGGUGAAGAGGAUUGGCAGAAAGAGUAUGUAAAUGGAUCUCAGGCCUAUGUGCUGAAGGGCUUAAAGGAGGGCCUGUCCUAUAGGGUACGCGUGGUUGCCAAGGGUCACGACGACCAAGCGGUGCUCCACCAAUCAGAAGAGCUUUUGGUGACCGUUCCAGCUAUGCCAUCCAGACAGGCUGACAUCGCUACUCAGGGCUGGUUCAUCGGUCUGAUGUGUGCCAUCGCUCUCCUCAUCCUCGUCCUCCUCAUCAUCUGCUUCAUUAAGAGGAAUAAGGGAGGCAAAUACCCAGUGAAAGAAAAAGAGGAUGCUCACACAGACCCAGAGUUCCAGCCCAUGAAAGAGGAUGACUGUACUUUUGGGGAAUACAGUGACACUGAGGACCAUAAGCCGUUAAAAGGGAGCCGCACACCUUCUAACGGGACGGUGCACAGGGACAGCAGUGACGAAAGUUUAGUUGACUAUGGAGGUGGAGAUGGACAGUUCAACGAGGAUGGGUCUUUUAUUGGGCAGUACAGUGGAAAGAGCUCCAUCAGGGAAACUGCUGAGGCCCACUCCCCGGUUAACACAACCACUAUGAACUCCUUUGUGUAGCCAGUCAACUGGUCAGCCAGGCCACUAGUUGGCGCUACAGUAUAUGCAACUUUUUUGUGUAGCUAGGCCACUAGGCAGCGUUGCGGAUUCUUAUAGCUAAUUAGACGUUUAUCCUCCCAGCCAAUAGGAGACACUGUGGUGACUGUUCCAUCCCCCCAUAUCACAGGGCAAUCACAUCAUCGUGUGGCUUAUCAUCAUCAUCAUCAUCAUUACAUGCCCCACCCAUCUGCACCCAGAACCACCAAUGAGAACCACCCUGCUGUCACAGACACAUAAGAUACACAUUGGAGAUACUAGAUACUCCUGGAGGACUACGAUUCUUAUACAGUGCAUGGAAAUCCUGAGAUGAUGUACAUACAUAUAUUAACAUAUUGAGAUGAACACUAAUUAGUAUAUUAUACACGGAAGACAUUGUCUAUCUUGGGCUACUAUGCGGUUCACAUUUGUAUCAUUUACCAUAUUGUUUUUACAGUCAAAGCAUUAUCUUGAUAUUAUUGUGUAUGUUAGAGGUGCUUUUUGUCCCUCAGGGCCACCAUAAAGAGGCAUCAAUGUCUUGGUGGACCUAGUGGUGAAAUGAGUUACUAAAUGUAUGGCUAUUAUUCUAUGUAUUUUUGCAAGACAGUAACAAAGGUAAAGGUUGAAUUUACAGUAACAAAGGUAAAGGUUGAAUUUACAGUAACAAAGGUAAAGGUUGAAUUUACAGUAACAAAGAUAAAGGUUGAAUUUACAGUAACAAAGGUAAAGGUUGAAUUAACAGUAACAAAGGUAAAGGUUGAAUUUACAGUAACAAAGGUAAAGGUUGAAUUUAUAUUAACAGUGAAAGGUUGAAUUAACAGUAACAAAGGUAAAGGUUGAAUUUACAGUAACAAAGGUAAAGGUUGAAUUUAUAUUAACAGUGAAAGGUUGAAUUAACAGUAACAAAGGUAAAGGUUGAAUUUACAGUAACAAAAGUAAAGGUUGAAUUUACAGUAACAAAGGUAAAGGUUGAAUUUACAGUGCAGGAUUUUGCACAGUAUGUAUAUGCAGACAGAGAGCUCCUAAAUGUAGUAUUCUUUUGCUGCGAAUGCAAAUGCUGAUGCUAUACACGCCCUCAUGACGUCAUCCUCAUGACCUUUGACCUGCGUGUGACCUCAUUUCCUGUGGUUGCAACUCACAUGAUCUCCCCUGAUGGUGACCUUAUGCCUCUUCUUGACAGAUGGUGCCCUUUAUGGCUCUUCUUGUGGUGCGUGUGUCCGUGUGCACGUGUGUGCUGUUGUUGAGGGGAUAUUAGUCAUGCUAGGAAAGAGGUGCUCACAAGUAUGAAGUACAUUUGAGGUGACAAGGGUUCGCAAGCUAUUUUCUUUUCUUAACUUGCAUCAAGUUUUACGUUGUUGUUGUUUUUUUACAGAAAUGUUGAUUAUUUGUUGAAUUUGUAAAUAUAUCAUUUUGAAUGUACAGAGAAACACAGCUGGAAGAGCUUAAAGGGAUAAAGGGAUGGUUCACCUAAAUUACAAAAUUCGAUGACAACCUGAAAGGAAGAACUGCAUGAAAUAGUUUGAGAGAGCUGUGUUCAAUAUAGGCUACUAUAUAUAUAUAUAUAUAUAUAUAUGUAUUAUUUUGUUUUUCUUUCUUUUUUCUUAGCUGUGAACAUUGUACUUUAUUGUAACUAACAGGACAAAAUGUUGCCCAUGAGUUCAAAAUGUUUUUUUUUUCAUUUGUCAGAAAUAUAGUUGUGUGUUUCUGAAAUGUCACUUCUCUGUAUUAAAUGAAACCAUACAGUACUCAGUAAACAUUGAGAUUUAAUGUACAUUGGAGUGUUUGAUAAGUACUAUAUAUAACAUUGUGGUAUUCUGCUUCAAGUGGGUUAUUCAGCACAAAGUCUACCAAACUCAUCCACUCUGUGACAGUAUUGCAAAACGGUUGUAUUCUUAUUCAAAAACAGUUUCAAGGUUUUUACUAACAAUUUAUGUCUCUUUUCAUUUAUAUUUAAGUUUCUCCACUUAGUGCAAGAAUGAAGUGGAAAUAUAAUGAAUGAAUAAAAUAUAUUGAUCUGC
Molecule: messenger RNA, 6269 nt
Organism: Oncorhynchus keta (chum salmon)
Lineage: Eukaryota; Metazoa; Chordata; Actinopteri; Salmoniformes; Salmonidae
Product: neuronal cell adhesion molecule-like
Exons: 32
Coding region: 328-4236 (1302 amino acids)
Biological process (GO): cell-cell adhesion; brain development
Molecular function (GO): cell-cell adhesion mediator activity
Source: RefSeq, a predicted model, not a curated record